AAUGGAGCGAGAAGGAGAAAAAGAAGCAAAAACUAAGGAAGAGACAGGAGGAAGAGAGAGAAGAGAGAGAGAUGGCUCAGAGAAGAACCAACGGAAGCAAACUGCUGAUGACAGUGUUGUGCGUGGUGGCAGCGUGUAGAGCCGUUCCCGUCACCGACCUCCUGGAUCGAGCCUCUCAGCGCUCUGACAGACUUCACUCCCUCAGCACGAUGCUCACCCAGGAGCUGGACUCUCAUUUCCCUCCGAUAGGCAGAGUGAUCAUGCCUCGCCCUGCCAUGUGCCACACCUCUUCUCUGCAGACGCCCAAUGACAAGGAACAAGCUCUGCAAGUGUCAGAGUCAGACCUGCUGUCUUUGGCUCGCUCCCUGCUCCGGGCCUGGGUGGACCCCCUGCUGGUCCUGUCCUCCUCUGCCAACACCCUGCCUCACCCGGCCCAGAACAGCAUCUCCAACAAGAUCCAGGAGCUGCAGGAGCACUCCAAGUCCCUGGGAGACGGCCUGAACGUACUGUCUGGGAAGAUGGGUCCAGCUGCUCAGACCAUGUCCCUGCUCCCCUACAGAGGAGGCAAUGAUCUCGGCCAGGACAAGAUCUCCAAACUGAUCAACUUCCAGUUCCUGCUGUCCUGCCUUCGCCGGGACUCCCACAAGAUUGACAGCUUCCUGAAAGUCCUGCGGUGCCGGGCGGCAAGGAUGCAGCCCGAGAUGUGCUAAGCGGUGAUUCAGCCAGCGUGGCUCUGAGGGGAGACUGCUCUGAAACCUGCGAUGUCUACCAAAUACAGAAAUACCACAUGCUAGGCGUCUUGUAGUUGCUGAACGGUGGAAAUUAUAGGUUUCAGAGGGUGAAGAUCUUGAGGGGCUGUAUGACACACAGAAAAUCAGCAAUUAUUUGGAAUUAUUUGAAAAAACCCUGUAAUUUUACAGAAAAAAACUGUACUUGGAAGGUUCAGGUUCAUGGUAAAAUUCUGUAACCUCUAAAACAGUUUGAUGCAGUUUAUCUAACAGCAAAUAAGGAGAAAAAUAUGUUUCUUAGAUUUGUUUUCUCUUUAAAAAAAAAUACAUUUCCCGACUCCCGCACAGUUUUUAAUGGAAAAAUGUCAGACUAUGUGUAACAAUACUGUAAUUUUUGCAUUUAAUUCUUGAAAAGAAUAGAGUUAUUCCAAGUGAAAUGUACAUAAUGUUGUGCUGGUAACGGAAACAUUACAUUGCUACAUUUAAAACAAGUAACAUGGCAAUUUCUGCAUUCAUUACAUUUAAAAACUACAGUUUGUUACUGGUCAAACUAAUGUACUUCUCUGUUAAUAACACAUAUAUACUUUAAUACGUCUGACAGCUUUAUCCAUAAUUUUUUUGCUGAGAAUACACAUAUUUAAAGCCAAAUACACUCCCUGUUGUGUUGAUAAAGGAAAAAUGCUGUAAUAUUUAUCUUAAGUUACACAAAAUUAUGGUAUAUAAGGUUAAAACUUUACUUUUUAACGCCAAAAUAUGGACUGAAGCUCGUUUUUUAACCCUAAAAUCAACAAUAUCAAUACAUAUCUUUACUGUAAAUGUGGAAAAUGUUUUGACAUAAUUUUGUGGUAGCCUUCUGGCGACCACAGGAAUUUUACUGUAAAAACAAAUCUUCAUUGCACAGUAGUUUUAUUGACUUAAAAUUCAAACAUGUUCCUAAAUUUCAGAUAGAGGAGCUACUGAGCCUCGCUAAUGUGAUAAAACAUCUCCUGAACUCCUCAGACGUUCCCAGCUGGUCUGGCUCUAUAAACUACAGAUUCUGUAAGAUUCACAAACUGGUAAAUCUGUGUGUAAAACCUCCUCCUUAUCUCUCCCAUCUGUUGAAGCAGUUUCCCCUCAAAGUCAAGCUGUUAAAGUGGCUUCACCGGCGCUGGCAGGACUUUUUCUUCCUAACUCAUGCUUGACUGAUGACAUACUGCAGCAUUUGCACUUUAGAUUUAAUUACACUGUCAAAAAAAAACAAAAAACAAAAAAAAAAGCAUCAUGAAUGCAGCGCCUAUUAACUGAGCUGUUUCUUAAAAAUCUAUAUCAAUAAAAAUCUCUUGCACAGUAAAA
Molecule: messenger RNA, 2060 nt
Organism: Acanthochromis polyacanthus (spiny chromis)
Lineage: Eukaryota; Metazoa; Chordata; Actinopteri; Pomacentridae
Gene: prl
Product: prolactin
Exons: 5
Coding region: 72-710 (212 amino acids)
Biological process (GO): response to nutrient levels; positive regulation of receptor signaling pathway via JAK-STAT; positive regulation of cell population proliferation
Cellular component (GO): extracellular region
Molecular function (GO): hormone activity
Source: RefSeq, a predicted model, not a curated record